GCGCUUGCGAUCAUGACCAUCAGCAACGCGCAAAAGAGCGCUCUUAACGUCGUGAUGGGAUGCAUGGGCUUCGGAGAAGCCGGUAAGGAGGGCACUCGGGUGUCGGAUCUUAAGGAUAUCGAGGCGAUAAUCGAUACCUUCGCGGCGCAUGGACACACCGAGCUGGACACGGCUCGUGUCUACUGCGGCGGCACCUCCGAGAGUCAGCUCUCCAAACUGGACCUUGCAAAGAAGGGCCUUAAGCUCGAGACGAAGCUGUACCCCACCGAAGACUUGCCAGAGGCGUACAGGGCACCCAUGUUCGGCAACUUUGUUGCUUCGCAUCGUCCGGAUGAUAUACGAAAGUACAUGGAUGAAUCGCUGAAGGCAGCGAACACUGAUUGCCUAGAAAUGUGGUAUCUACACGUCCCUAGUCGCUCCACUCCCUUUGAAGUAACGCUGGAAGCCGUCAACGAACUUCAUAAGGAGGGCAAGUUCAAGCGCUUCGGAAUUAGCAACUACAUGGCCUGGGAGGUGGCACAAGUGUGCGAGAUCUGCAAGGUCAAAGGAUACGUUACGCCGACUGUCUAUCAAGGCGUCUAUAGCGCUGUCCAACGAAAUGUCGAGCCUGAGCUCUUUCCCUGUCUGCGCUACUAUGGCCUUAGUUUUUACGCAUACGAUGUCCUCGGUGGUGGUUUCUUUGCCGGACGUUACCUUACACCGGAAGAUGAAGUCGAAAACGGCUCGCGAUUUGAUUCCACGAGGCCGCUUGGGCAGAUGUGGCGUGGGCGGUAUUGGAAAGAUCCUUUCUUCAAAGCGGUACAAAUCAUCAAAGAGGUCUCUGACAAGCACGGCCUUACCUUGAGUGAAGUCGCACUUCGCUGGAUGUCUCAUCACAGUCUCCUGAGGCGUGAGCAUGGUGAUUCAGUCCUGGUAGGCGCAUCCAGCCUCAAGUACAUUGAACAGAAUCUCGUCGAUCUGGAAAAGGGACCUCUUCCCGAAGAAGUCGUCAAGGCCUUGGACGAAGCAUGGGCCACCGUGAAGGCAGUGGCAACGGUUUAUUACUUGCCAAUGUAGCAAUGAAGUAGGUCUAUCCCGCCAGUGUGCCCAGUAAUCGUGCCUCUGCGUGGUGGAUUCGAAUCAUUGCGUAGUGUUCCUGAACUAAGAUGAUCUACUGAUAU
Punctularia strigosozonata HHB-11173 SS5 is the source of this 1160-nucleotide messenger RNA. Its product is annotated as Aldo/keto reductase. Lineage: Eukaryota; Fungi; Basidiomycota; Agaricomycetes; Corticiales; Punctulariaceae. The record is from RefSeq and is a predicted model, not a curated record. The transcript has 13 exons. Bases 13 to 1056 code for a protein of 347 amino acids.